AUGGCUCUCAAGACGACGAUGAAGCAGGGCGGGACGGGGCUGUUCGGGACCGGGCUCUUCAAGAAGGCCGAGGGCGGCAAGCCCGCCACCCUCUCCAAGAAGGCCGGCACGGCCAAGAAGGCGCCCCCGAAGAAGGCCGCCCCCAAGCCGGUGUUCAAGGCCAAGAAGACGGGCACGACGACCACCCGCACCUCGGGCACCGGUGGCGUGGGCUACCGCAAGUUCGAGGGCCGCCCGACCUGGAUCCCCAACGCGGACAUCCCUGAGUGGCUCGACGGCUCGCUCCCCGGCGACCGCGGCUUCGACCCCCUGUCGCUCGGCAAGCCGGUCGAGUACCUGCAGAUCGACGUCGACGAGCUGGACCAGAACGCGGCCGUGAACAAGCCCGGCCAGGUGGUCGGCACUUUCCAGCCCCAGGCGGAGAAGGUUUCGUCGGAGAACAAGCUGCAGCCGUACGACGAGGUGUUUGGCCUGGAGCGCUUCCGGGAGUGCGAGCUCAUCCACGGGCGCUGGGCGAUGCUCGCGGCGCUGGGCGUGAUCGUCGCGGAGUCGGCGACGGGCGUGUCCUGGGCCGAGGCCGGCAAGGUGGAGCUGGACGGCGCGAAGUACCUCUCGUUCGACCUCCCCUUCUCGAUCUCCCAGCUGUGCUGGAUUGAGGCCAUCCUCAUGGGCGGCGUGGAGAUCUACCGCUCGACGGAGCUCGACACCACCAAGCGCUGCUACCCCGGCGGCGUGUUCGACCCCCUCGGCCUCGCCGGCCCCGACGCGGACCCCGAGAAGGCCUUCCGCCUGAAGGAGGCCGAGAUCAAGCACGCGCGCCUGGCCAUGGUGGCCUUCUUCGGCUUCGGCGUGCAGUACCUUACGACGGGCGAGGGCGCGUUCGGCUCGCUCGCCAAGUUCUCGGCGACGCUCUAA
Molecule: messenger RNA, 915 nt
Organism: Pedinophyceae sp. YPF-701
Lineage: Eukaryota; Viridiplantae; Chlorophyta; Pedinophyceae
Source: the annotation of a GenBank genome assembly